UCUCUGAACCCCUGCAUGCUCUGCACACUGAACAGCAGCAGUUUAGCCAAACCCAAAGCUGAGCUCUGGAACAGGUCCGUCCUGUGGAGCACAGAGCCCUCCCAGCACCGGGGAGCCGGGGCAGCGCCAGCAGCGCCUGCCCAGCCCUGGGCAUGGAAACGCUCCCCUGCUCCAGCGCAGCUCCUGUGUGCCCGGGCCGGCUCCCAACAGGGAACAAAACAGCGCAGUUCAUCUCUCUGUGUGUCUGCCCGGGUGCAAGGAUCAUUAAGUCGUGGAAUCACAGAAUCACAGAAUGUUGAGCGGUUGGAAUGGACCUUAGAGAUCAGCUUGUCCCAACCCCCUGCCUGGGCACGGACAGCUCCCACACGGUUGCUCAAGGCUUUAUCCAGCCUGGCCUUGAGCACUGCCAGGGUUGUGGCAUCCACAACCUCUCUGCGUUCCAGUGUCUACCACCCUCGGGCCAAGGAGCACAUCCAGGAGAUGAAGAAAGAGCUCGAUUCGCUUUUGCAGACGGCGGAGAAGGCGUUUGCGGUGGAGCUGCUGACGAUGCCGGCCGCCGUCAGGAAGAUGAAGAGGAAAGAGGUGCUCGCUGGAAAUUGUAGGGGCUACACAGAGAUCAAACCUGAACCUCUUGAAGAACUUGAGUUUACUGUGAGCCUGAGUUUGCAAGGACGGGAGGAAGUGGCUCUUGCUGCUGCAGCGACUGACUGCUCUGUAGAAGACAUGCCAAAUCCCAAACUGGUGAGGACCAACAGCAAGAAAGUUAAGGUAACUACAAUUGUUGAAUAUGAAGAUGCCAAGCACAGUUCUGCAAAGAAAAUAACUAAAAAAAUUUCCAAAACCAGGUCGCUGGUUUCACUGGCCUCUGGUUUAAGUGGCAAACUGAACUCUCUUUCUAGUGCCACAAAUCUCAAAGCCACUCCAAAGGGAGCUAAAAGUGCUGGAUUACAACAGACUGUCUCAAGAACUUUACCUCCGAGUGGAAGAGUUCAAGGCAUGUUGAAGAGAAGUAAAUCAGUACCCCAACAUAAAAGUGUUCCAUUUGUCAACAUUCCCCUGGCUGAUGGACAGACACUCUGUACAGCUGGUGGAGACCUCCGUAAUAUUGAUGUGCAGCUCCUAAAUCAGGAUACAGUACAGCACAUCCAUAACCUGGUGAGUGAGCUGACUGUACUGUGUGGAAAGGUAACACCUAAACCAAGUUAAUGGAACUGUCUUGUGACUACAGAACACUGGUGACUGCUCUUGCCUGCUGCCUCCAAAGUGUUGAAAUCCUGUCUAUUAUGUCUUAAUAAAGCUGUAUACUGCCCAGUAAAUGUUUAUAUAAGCUUUUAGAUCAUGUGAUGUGUCUUAUUAAGUUCCUGUUAUGAAGGAUACCAAAGCAGAAGAAAAUUUCUUCUUUAUAAAAGGCUUAGGUUGGAUUUUAACUAAGUUCACAGCAAAAUGAACAGUAAGAGGCUGUAUAUAAGAAAUAAGUUUCUCUAAUAUCAACUGACAAACUGAAAUACAAGGUAUUAAAUUUUUAGCAUCUUGUAGGUAUGUGGUAGCAUAUAUGAAUCUAACACAGAAAUAAAAUUUAUUUACAAUCUUA
This is a messenger RNA of Passer domesticus (house sparrow), 1591 nucleotides long. RefSeq names its product borealin-2-like. The coding region runs from base 16 to 1206 and encodes 396 amino acids. Gene Ontology annotation, biological process: mitotic sister chromatid segregation. The transcript has 11 exons. Lineage: Eukaryota; Metazoa; Chordata; Aves; Passeriformes; Passeridae. Gene Ontology annotation, cellular component: chromosome passenger complex; chromosome, centromeric region; spindle midzone. The record is from RefSeq and is a predicted model, not a curated record.